Penicillium chermesinum is the source of this 1452-nucleotide messenger RNA. RefSeq names its product cytochrome P450. Gene Ontology annotation, molecular function: iron ion binding; monooxygenase activity; heme binding. The transcript has 3 exons. The coding region runs from base 1 to 1452 and encodes 483 amino acids. NCBI's taxonomy places the organism in Eukaryota, Fungi, Ascomycota, Eurotiomycetes, Eurotiales, Aspergillaceae. The record is from RefSeq and is a predicted model, not a curated record.
AUGAUCCCGCUCAUCCCCAUCGCACUUCUUUGGCUCGCAUAUCUUGUCUACCGCCAUGUCAUAACACCCUACGUCCUGUCUCCACUAGCAUCCAUUCCGAAUGCUCAUUUCACCUCUCCCCUUUCCAGCCGUUGGAUCGACCAUAAGCGCGACACAGGCGCUGAAGUCCUUGCCAUCUAUGCCCUGCACCAAAAGUAUGGCCCGAUCGUCCGGCUCGGCCCCCAGGAGCUGAGUGUGAACUCUCUCCAUGGGCUGAAAGUGAUAUAUACGGGCGCUUUUGAGAAACAUAGCUUCUACAAUGAAUUUUUCGUCAAUUUCAACACGGAAAAUAUGGUGGGGAUGGUGCAUAAUGCGCCGCAUGCGCACCAGAAACGCAUGCUCAGCAAGAUCUAUUCCAAGUCAUUUCUGCUCGAGUCGACUGAUCUGCGCAUGAUCUGCGAAGUCCGGAGAGGUGCAGCGCGCAGCGGAGAGGUGCUGAACGUCCUUCCAUUGUUCCAGGCCGUCGGAAUGGACUUCACUUCCUCGUUUCUGUUCGGAUUAAGGCAAGGCACAAGAUUUCUGUUCAAUCUUCCCGAGUGGAAUAUCUGGUUAGAGGAGUAUGAGCGAUUCAAGUUCCUCAGCCGAGACGACCAAUAUAUGGGAUUUAUAGAACGGUGGUGCAUGGACUUCUGCGAACAGUUAGAGACGCCCAUUGAGGACAAUCAAAAAGACGAGAAACUGCCAUUCACGCAUCCAGUCGUCUACGACCAGCUAAGGCGAAGUCUUGCUGAGCAAAAAGAACCCGAUCCACGUCCGCUCCAGCUCGCCGUGGCAUCCGAACUGCUCGACCACCUAGUCGCAGGCCAUGAAACGACAGGCAUCACUUUCACAUACAUGAUGUGGGAGCUGUCGCAGCAUCCAACGCUUCAGUCUGAACUGCGAAAGGAGCUUCUCACUUUAGCUCCGUCUCUCCGCUAUGCAGAUCUAGAUGGCGAGAGAUCUCUCCCUCCUCUUUCUGCAGUUGACGCCCUCCCUUUGUUGGAUGCUGUCGUCCGUGAAACGCUUCGUCUUCACUCCCCGGCUCCGGCUCAACUGCCUCGAGUCACUCCCAAAGUGCCUGGAGGAACUUCUCUGCACGGCUACGAUAAUAUUCCAGGCGAGAGUGAGGAAUGGCUGCCGCACCGCUGGCUCGAAGCUGGUGACAAGAUCCAUGAUAUGAGACGACUGUUUUGGCCGUUCGGGAGCGGCGGGCGGAUGUGCCUGGGCAGUAAUUUUGCAUUGCAAGGUAACGUGUUCGAGAUCGGAAUCAUUGGGAAGAGAACUAAUAAUGCAGAAAUCAAAUUGGUUAUGGCGGCUGUCUAUUCCAAUUACUCGACAGCUAUUGUGGACGACGAGGGAAUCGAGCAAGAAUACGCGUUCAUUGCAUUGCCCCGAGGCCGGAAGCUGAUGCUGAGGUUCUCUCCAGCCGAGUGA